UUUCUCAACUACCAGCUGAUAAGCUGAAUGGACAUGACAUUGGAGAGAGAAAGUUGGAAAAGGAAAGGAGAAAUAUGUGUCUAGAUAACGAUGUACUCUUCAGACGAUAGGAAAGCGAAUAAUCGCAUUAAUCGACAUCAUAAUAUUUUAAACAAUAUCGGGUUUCAGGGAAGAAAACAUGUCAUUACGUGAAGUCGACGAAACAGCGCAUCUCGUGGUUAACUCUUCGCCCGAUGAUAUCGAGCACAGAAUGGCGGCUGGGAGCAUUAAAGUUUACAAACGAAGAUGGUACAUAUUAAUCAUUUUUACCCUGCUAAACACGACAGGAAAUAUUCUGUGGAAUACUUGGCCACCGAUUCAAGAGACAUGCCAACUUGUGCUCGGAUGGAAUAAAACAAACGUGUUGAUAAUCGGUGCUCUUCAAGCGCUAGGAUCUAUUAUCAGCAUUGUGCCGUCCGCAUGGCUUUUAGACACGAAAGGUCUAAGAUUUGCAGUGCUAUGUUCCAUAUCACUUCAGACCUUCGCUGUCAUCUGCGAACUUAUCCCGGCCCACCCUGAAUGGAGAACAGUAUUUAUAACGUUUGCAGAGUUCCUUAUCUCGGUGGCCGUACCCGCGGUUCAGAACGCGGGAGUGCUUGUGCUGUCCGCGACAUGGUUCCCGCCACACGAGCGCAUGACCGCCACGGCUAUCGCCACGCUGGCGUCGUAUCUGGGCUCGGCUUUUAGCUACAUCGUUGGGCCUCAUCUCGUCCCAGACGUUGAUUACGGCAACUUGACUAAAUAUGAAACGGGACAGAGCAUCGACAUCGAUACAUUGAGGAAUCACACCACUCCAGAACAAAUGAAAUUUCUUUUGUCAAGAAUAAAUGAUUACUUGUUCAUCGAAGCUGUUUUGGUGGGAGUUUUACUCUUCACGGUGUUGAUUUAUUUUCCUGCCAAACCGCCCAGCCCUCCAAGCCUUUCCUCCGCGGCUGGACGAUUAGAUUUUUGUUCUGGCGCCAAAACGUUACUGAAAAACCGGUCAUUCUGGUUAUUGUUGCUCAUAUUCAGUGUCAGUAACGGAGUAAACUGGGGUUGGUCUAGUGUCCAGGACCUCAUCUUUUCCGGAGUGGGAAUUGAUCAGAAGACUGCUGGCUGGUUAGGAUUCUCAGCAAAUGUCGCGUCUCUUCUUGGUAUUUCGUUUUCAUGGUAUGCCGAUCGCAUUCAGAGUUUCACCAAGCCAAUCUUAAUAUUCCUCUUUGUGGCUACGGCUGGAGCUCAAACAGUCCUAUCGCUCGCAUGUGAGGAGAUUAUUCCUCUCUCAAAACCAGUCUUCUUCGCCUCGGGUAUCUCUCAGGUCGUUCUCUUUUGUGGAACUGUUCCUCUCAUCAUGGAACUCGCAGCAGAGUGCACAUAUCCGGUAGCUGAAGGUAUCACUUCCGGUGUAAUGGUCCUAUCUGUAUACGUCAUCAAUUUGAUCUUCUUCAUUGCUUUUAUGUUCCCGCAAGCGAGCCCGCGAUGGAUGAACUGGUUACUAGUCUCCUCGACCGUGGUGUGUAUUCCGCUUAUUGCAGUCUACAAAGCGAAGUACAAGAGACUGGAUGUAGACGAGUCAAAACAGAGUUAAUAAUGAGAUAAUUCGUAGUUGCAGGAGCCUGAGUAAUGGGCCCCUGGUAGUUGUUAAUAAAGGCGAUGUCGCGCUUUAAUUGCUGAGUGGUUCAGAGAAAAAUGUUUAGACACAAUAGGAAUGAUAAAAAUUUAUUCCUUGUGGAAACGAAAUCUUAACCUCCAAGUCAACGGACAGACCCUCUUACCAGCAGCAACCGCCACUGCCACCUCCAUCAUCAACAACAGCGACAGCAACUAAAGAAGGACAAGAUCACCUUUUUUAAUCUCUGAAAAAAAACGUUUUUGCUCUAAUGUGUAAAUUUAGUACUUUAAUACGGGAAGCCUUAUGGAGAAUUAGGUCAUACCAGAUUAUUCGCGAUCUUUCCGUUUCGAGUUCUAUUGGUUGCGAAUGUAAAGGUGUAUUUUCUCAACAAAAUACGGCUUCAACAACACAGGUUUGCACCGCGGUAUUCGAUUAUUCAUUCGUUCAUAUAUUUACUUUUUUUUUUAUUCAACCAUUCAAUUAUUCUUUCAUUUAUUCUUUCAUUAUCUAAAUCUAUUUAUCGUUUUUGUGUAGGAUAACGGUAGUGACAAGCCGAAUACUUUACGCCUCUUCGAUAUGGUGGCAUUGACGUCUCGCAGUAAAGGGGUUUCGCCUUAGUCUGACAAUUGCGAAACAUUUUCCCAUCCUUAUGUUUUUCGAUGCAACCAUUUUGUUUUGCGGCACAGCUAAAGAAACUUAUAUGUAUAAUGUUGUGAUCGUAGUAGUACAUUAUUGUAGCUCAUUUGGGCGUUGGUAGGAAAUCAAGUCACUCUAGAUUUAACUCAACUAAAUUUAACGCUACGUAACGUUUUAAUUUCACAUUUUACGUGACGAAACUCCGCUAUCUUGAAUAAAGCCCAGUGCUUUCAUUA
This is a messenger RNA of Pocillopora damicornis (cauliflower coral), 2502 nucleotides long. RefSeq names its product solute carrier family 49 member 4 homolog. Gene Ontology annotation, molecular function: transmembrane transporter activity. The record is from RefSeq and is a predicted model, not a curated record. Gene Ontology annotation, biological process: transmembrane transport. Gene Ontology annotation, cellular component: intracellular membrane-bounded organelle; membrane. Lineage: Eukaryota; Metazoa; Cnidaria; Anthozoa; Scleractinia; Pocilloporidae.